Messenger RNA from Manihot esculenta (cassava), 2771 nucleotides. Its product is annotated as multisubstrate pseudouridine synthase 7. Gene Ontology annotation, cellular component: nucleus. Bases 149 to 2278 code for a protein of 709 amino acids. The transcript is spliced from 20 exons. Gene Ontology annotation, molecular function: RNA binding; pseudouridine synthase activity. NCBI's taxonomy places the organism in Eukaryota, Viridiplantae, Streptophyta, Magnoliopsida, Malpighiales, Euphorbiaceae. The record is from RefSeq and is a predicted model, not a curated record. Gene Ontology annotation, biological process: pseudouridine synthesis.
ACCCCGAGGGGCAGUGGCACGAUCAGUGUUGUCGUGGUGCUUUUUAGUUUUCAGAAGUAAAACCCUACCUGUCGUCGUCCUGCAACUCUCUUCAAGGUAGUUUACCAUCGCGACAACUCCCAUCGCCGGCUGUUUCUUAGAAAUUCUAAUGGAAACCGCCAAAACGACCACAGAUGAAUCUGACGUCGGCAUCUUCUGCUAUAUCUCUCAACUCCCUGGCUUUCGCGGGAUUCUCAAGCAAAGAUAUUCCGAUUUUAUAGUGAACGAAGUUGAUAACGAUGGAAAUGUAGUUCAUUUGACCUCUCUGGAAGUUCCUCCAGAGAUUGCGGAGACCGUAGAUGGGGGAGAGAAGAAUGUAUCGAAUCAAAUUGGAAAAAGUUACGCUUCUGAAAUCGAGUCAUUCAGGUCACUUGCUGGUGAUUCCGAUGCGCUCCGUCUGGAAGCUUUUCUCACUCAAGUUACUACGGAAAGUGAAGAUAGCACUAGCAUUUCGCCAAUCCUUCUUUCUCCUAGUUCUGAUAAGGCCAAUCGAACGGCAAUGCAUAAUUUCUUCAAGGAGAACUUCAAGUUCCUUGUUACUGAUACCGUUGAUGGACCUGAUGCUUCAUCUAAGUGCAUUCGGGUGAGAUUGAAUUCUGGAGGACAUAAUAAUGGCGGUAGAAAUUCCAAGAAAAGGAGAGACAGAAGUGAUAAGCCAUUUGAUAGCCGAGGUUCAUCUCAUUGGCCAGAGCGCCUUGGCAAGUUUCUCAGGUUUCACCUUUACAAGGAAAAUAAAGAUACACAGGAAGCCAUAGGAUUAAUAGGAAAGAUGCUUGGCAUUCAGCCAAGAUCUUUUGGAUUUGCGGGCACAAAGGAUAAGCGCUCUGUCUCAACCCAAAGGGUUACUGUUUUCAAGCAGCAUGCUAGUAGAGUAGCUGCUCUUAAUGAAAGAUUAAUUGGUAUCAAAGUGGGUGAUUUCUGCCAUGUCAAGGAAGGACUUCUUCUUGGGCAGCUCCUAGGUAACCGGUUCACAGUUACCUUACGAGGAGUCAUUGCAGAUUCUGAAGAUACCAUCAAAGGUUCUGCAGAUUCAUUAGGAAGGCAUGGCUUCAUCAAUUACUUUGGUUUACAGCGUUUUGGUAGUGGUUCUGUGCCAACUCAUCUAAUUGGGGCUGCAUUACUCAGAGGAGAGUGGAAAAGUGCUGCAAGCAUGAUCCUUGAUCCUAGAGAAGGGGAAAGAGAUGUGGUGAGGAAGGCACGAGAAUAUUAUAAGGAAAGUGAUGAUAUUGAAGGGACCCUAAGGCAAUUACCUCGGCACUUGAUUGCUGAAAGGGCCAUACUUCAGUGUUUGAAGAAAUGUCCUGGGAACUACUUGCAGGCCCUGAAAGCUAUACCUAGAACUUUGAGGAUGAUGUAUGUGCACAGUUAUCAAAGCUAUUUGUGGAACCAUGCAGCAAGUGCAAGAGUACAAAAAUAUGGAACUCACCAAGUUGUGGUGGGGGACUUGGUUUAUUGCAAAAGAGAUGAUACUGCAAGAGAGACAUCAGGAGUUAAUUUGGAAUGUGAAGAUCUUAGCUAUGAUGAAGUGGAUGAUUGCAGUAAUUUAGAUGAAACCCCUGGCACAUAUGUUCCUGAAUGGAAAAGCACUCUUGUUAAGAGAUGGUUUUGUAUCUUUUGGCAGGCAGUAACUGCAGAAGACAUCUCUACUGGAAAUUAUACUAUUGAUGAUGUAAUCCUUCCUAUGCCUGGCUCUAGGGUGUCUUAUCCAACAAAUGACAUUGCCCAAGUUUAUCAUGAUUUGUCAAAGAAGGAUGCUAUCAAUUUGACUGAGAGUGUCCAUAAUGUCAAAGAAUUUUCAAUAACCAGCAUGACUGGAAGUUAUAGGCGCGUUUUUCAGAAGCCAAUGGACUUUGAAUGGGAAUUACUCUCGUAUACUGAUGGUAAUGUACCAUUGGCAGAGACAGAUUUUGACAAAAUUGCCAAGGUUAAAUCUAAGAGCUUAUUCAAAGAAGAAGAACAAGUCAAUGAAAAAGAGGAUAGAAACCCAUCUGAUUGCACGGGACUACCAGCGAGCUUUCAAAAUGAUAUACAUCUAUCAACAGGUUAUAAUGAGACUGAGGGUGAGAGAGAAGUAGGUCUGCCACAAGUUGAGUCUCUAUGUAACUCUAAUUCACAGGGAGCCCAACUGGCUCUUAAGUUAAGCUUCACUCUUCCAGCUUCAUCUUAUGCAACAAUGGCCAUAAGAGAGCUGCUGAAGACAUCUACAUCUGUUGCAUUCCACAAAACAUUAAACCAGUAAGAUCAUAGACGUUUUUGGCAUCCAAACUGGAGUCUUGCUUUUUCAGAGAUCAAAAGCACUAAUUACUAGAGCAAAUAAGGUUGGAUGUUUGUUGAUGUGAUGCAUUAGAUCAGCUUUUGAAGCUAUUUUAGAUGGGGUCUCAAACAUGUUCCCAGGAAAAACAAAGUUUUAAGGACCACACUGCCCUGUCUUUACUCUUUAGUCACAACGAAUGCCUAAAGGUUAACAGUGUAGCUAAGCAGUAUGCAAUGCUUAUAGCCUUCUCCAACUCCUGAAUUCAACUCGUGCAGGUUACUUCUAGAAGAUGAUUAAAGCUCAAGUUUGUUGCUUGUGAUGACUUUGGGAAAAGCUGUUGUACACCAUUUGCAAAGUUAGGGGAACAAAAAAUGUAGCAUUCACCUUUGUUCCAGUAUGUUGCAUCUUUAAAUUAUCAAGUAAACAAUGAAACUGAUGUUCUAUUCUUGAUUAUCAUGAGAACGUCAAUCUUACACAA